Molecule: messenger RNA, 1009 nt
Organism: Sclerotinia trifoliorum
Lineage: Eukaryota; Fungi; Ascomycota; Leotiomycetes; Helotiales; Sclerotiniaceae
Source: the annotation of a GenBank genome assembly
UUGGUGUUUCUCUUCAAAGAUUAUUCUGUAAUCGAAACUUUAUUACUGGUUACCAAGAGAGUGGUUCGGCGAGGCGCAACGCUUUUGUUGAAGUUUUGUGGUGUCAGUGUACCACAAAUAUGGUGCAACGUUCUCCUCGGCGCCAGGCAUCUUUCAAUGAUACGAGUAGCUACAGUACAUCGAACAGACUUACUCUGCGCUCUAACUCUGAGCUUCGCAUACGUGCCCUAAGACACCAAAAUGACUUUCGAGAUCAUACACAUAUCUAGUGAAGAACUUGUGCGCUCUUAUGUCGGGAAGUACAAGGAUUUUAGGCUUCUAUCACUGCAAGUCGCACCGGAAGCUUUUGCUUCCAACUACUCAAGAGAAGCCGCAUUUUCUUAUGAAGUAUGGCACGAACGUCUUGCAAAUCCACACGCAGCAACUUUUUUUGCGCUUCAAGACUAUGAGAUCGUCGGUACUAUUUCAAUCCUCGGUCCAUUACUUUAUGGCCCGGAAGAAAUGACGGCUCUUGGAAAUCCAUGGCAAGCGAUUGGUGAUGGGACACCCAACAGACAAACAACAGGCCAUUAUCGAAUUAAUGGUUUGUUUACUCUACCAGAGAUUCGUGGACGAGGAGUUGGGAAGACGCUUAUUGAAACGGCCUUACGAUAUGCAGGAGGUGAAGUAGCCUUACAGAGCAGGGCGUUUGUAUGUAGUAUUGUGGUCGAGUCUGAUAAUGCUGAAGCUCGGAGAUUAUAUGAAAAGUGUGGUUUUGUGGUCAUAAAAGAGGUGCCCUAUGGAGAUGCGUCGGUCAUUCUAAUGAAAACACCAGGCUAGAAGGCUACAACCUGGACAUUCGGCUUUCAUUCUUAUCUCUUAAAUACAGACGUUUUCCAGUAGCUGACAGAUGUUGAAUAUAAUAAUGGAUCAUUACCCUGUCCUGUGUGCAGGACUCUUGGGUGUGCGAUGAGGUGGAAGUCUGGAGACUCCGACACUGGCAGUACCUAAGCUGUAGAUUAUAAAAGCC